AUUUGUUUUAUUCCUACUCACUACCUAAAAGGAAGCUAUUAUUUAAACUCACUUCUUCUAAAUUGCGUUAUCGUUUCUAAUUUUAAUAGUGUUCUGCAAAGUUUAAAGUGAAUUUUAUAAAUACAUAAAAGAAUAAAUACCAAACAAUAAUGACAUCGGCUGAAAAAGGAGAACAGCUUUCUUUCGGCGAUAGAAAUUACGGAUUAUCUACAAUGCAAAAAUGGCAUGAACAUAACCAAAGAGUUUUGAAAGGAGAUAUAAUAGGUAUCACAGAUGAUAACACAUCUAUAACCAAAAACUGCAUAGUUAAAGUGAAUCAAACAUCUUGUGAUGAUUAUAGUGACACCACUGAUCAAUUAAAUCACAGAGCCAGACAUAUAAAUUAUUGGAAAGAUGAAUUAGAAAGAGCUAUAAAAGAUAUAGACGCAGAAAUUGAUGUUUUAGAAGCGCUAAGACAGCAAGUUAAAAAUGCAAUGGACACCUUGAAAAUACCCGAAUACAUUACGGAAGAAUGCUUAGACAUGAGAAGGAAUAGAAUGCAAUCAGAUCUGAUAUACGAUGAGCCGCAAGAGGAAUUAUUUACGGAAUCAGCAUUAAUUGAAAACAUAAAAAAAUUACACAAUGAAAUGCUUAGAGAUAUUGAAAAUCAAAUGAAAAUGAACGUAGCAGCGAAGACUGCUUUAGAAUCAGAUUGGAGUAAUAAAUAUCUAGCUUUCAAAUAUGAAACGGCUAAUGUAGAGUUGAAGACUAAAUCUGAACAAGUUAAAGAUAUCGCCGGAGCUACAAGAUUAUCUGAAGGACAAUCGGAUGUACCUUCGUGGGAACAAUACACGGUUAACGCAUUACUACAAUUCAAAUCUGCUAUAGAUAAGUCUAAAGCACUGAGAAGCAAAGUAGAGGCUAUACUGAUAAAUAGCGCAAGAGAUUUGAGAUCACAAGAUGUAAAAGUGAACGAAGCUUUGACAAAGCGAAUAGCUAGAACUGAACAAGUUAAAACAGAUUUGGAGAAUCAGCUGAGAUUGACGCUGAACAAAAUAGUCGAGACUGAGAAUUUAUUGGAGACAUUACACGAUGAAAUGAUGAAGGUAUCGCAACGGAUACAAGUGGCUCAAACGAGACUGAACACUAAAAACAUCAGGCCCAACGUUGAGAAUUGUAGAGAGGGAUCUUUGAUCGGUCUUUUAGAUGAAGUAAGGGAUUUGAAUGACAGCAUGAGUUUGUUACAGAAAAGGUCCCUGGAAACGGAGAAAUUAAGGGCGGAUUUGAUACAUGAAAGAUCGCUACUGGAGAAUGAAAUAAUGGUGAAGAAGAAGACGAUAUAUUUGGACAACGAGAGAUGUCUGUUUUUGCGAUCGCAUUUUCAGUCUGCCGAGAAGCUGUGUGGCUUUUAGACGGCGCACUUUGAAAGUAUAUUUAC
Molecule: messenger RNA, 1417 nt
Organism: Amyelois transitella
Lineage: Eukaryota; Metazoa; Arthropoda; Insecta; Lepidoptera; Pyralidae
Product: tektin-3-like
Exons: 1
Coding region: 150-1391 (413 amino acids)
Biological process (GO): cilium assembly; cilium movement involved in cell motility
Cellular component (GO): microtubule cytoskeleton; nucleus
Source: RefSeq, a predicted model, not a curated record